This is a messenger RNA of Lodderomyces orthopsilosis Co 90-125, 2298 nucleotides long. RefSeq lists its product as uncharacterized. The record is from RefSeq and is a predicted model, not a curated record. Bases 1 to 2298 code for a protein of 765 amino acids. Gene Ontology annotation, molecular function: protein binding. The transcript has a single exon. NCBI's taxonomy places the organism in Eukaryota, Fungi, Ascomycota, Pichiomycetes, Serinales, Debaryomycetaceae.
AUGAAUGAAAUACACAGAGUUUCAUUAGAUGGGUAUCAAUGGGACAUUCUAUUAAAAGUUGUCGCAUAUGCCGGGAUCAACAACAUUGUUCUACUACUUACCCCUGAAAACCGACUAUUCCUAAACCUGAAUGAGAAUCUAAAACGUGCAAUAAAUCGUGUGAUCGGCAAUGACUUUGGCCUACAGUACAAUAAUCGAAUCGAUAGGUAUUCCUUUUUGCAUAUGUAUUUGAGAACUCCGAACUGCAUUGACAAGACAAAGUUGAAAUUUCUCACCAGUGAGGACGAAUUUCUCAUCCUAUAUAACUACUGUGUGGAUGAAAGUAUAACGAGUACCUUGAAUUUAUCUUACUACAUAUGGUCUUCUACUGAUAUGGUGCGCUUUACAGACUUACUAGCGAAGUUGAGGGCAAGCACUUUAAAGCUCAAUAUUGAACUCGAAUUUGAUCCAGGUUUACAAUACGAAUUCAAUGGUGAGCUAUUUUUUCAGUCGCCUGCAAGUGUUGGAGAUCAAAUUAAAUCCCUUGUGGUUGAUCAAUGUAGUGAGCCCUUUUCAUUGAAUAUGAAGCAGUAUUCCAAUUUGGAAAAUUUGAGCUUGCAUUUCUGUUCUUCAGCUUCAAUACAUAAUUUGCAGCACCUGAAGCUUAAACUGUUGGUAUUUGAAUGUAACGGCUCAGAAAGUGCCAAUCAUUUAAUUGACGCAUUGCCACAAACGUUGAAAUCUUUUCAAAAAAAUGUUCAUACAAUCUUUUUAAUUUUGGAAAGAGUGAAUGCUGGGGAGUUGCAAUUGCCUCAGUUAGAAACAAUAAUACUUUGGAAUGAAAGGAGAAGACAGUUGCAGGUUCCGCUUGAUUUUCUCAAGCGUGUCAUUUCUUCUUCUACAAAGCACCUCGUUUUUAAGAGCUAUAUUUAUACUCCUGAAAUUUCGAGCGAGGUGAUGUCAAUAUUGGAAAAUGCUUCUAAACAGGGCAUGGAGUUGGAACUACUCUCACUUAAUUUUGGCUUAAACAGACCAUUAUCUAUAUAUCCAAUGGAAAGCCUAACAAUCACCAAAAUGGACAAACCAAAUAUCCUUGCCAACUUGCUGUACCCACCAGCUUUGAAACGGCUUGACUUGUCGGAUAACUCAAUUGAAGAUUUGUCACCUAUUAUACCGGCCCUCCCGCUUGGCCUUGAGUUUCUUAGUUUCGAACACAAUCCCGUCAGUUGGAGUACAUAUCUACCCAACUUUGCGAAGUUUGAGAAGUUAAACUACCUCAGAUUGAUGAACACUCACAUUGGCAAACAUUUCCUGCGAUUCCAGUUCCCGGACUCAUUGGAAAUUUUGUCACUUGAAGUGAAUCAAAUAGAGUCAAUCGAUCAAGUAAAGUUCCCCAAAAGCUUGGUUAAUCUAGGUAUUGGGUCAAACAAGAUUAAAGUCGUUUACAAACCAAAGUUUCCACCAACAAUUAAAACAAUUCACUUUACAGAAAAUAACAUUUCAAGAGUUGAUCUCUCCACUAACCAUAUUGGACAACCAUUACAAAUCAAAACAUUGUACUUAAAUUACAACAAAAUUUCCAAUUUGAAGAAUGUUAAAAUACCACUGAAUUUAGUCAUCCUUAAUUUUGACAAUUGCCAUAUCCAAACAUUGCUGGACAUUGAGUUUGGAAAAACAAUUGAAGAGUUGAGUUUCAGUGGUUGCGAUAUCAAAGAAUUGAAGAAUAUAACAUUUGAAAAUGAAUCAAGACUAAAGUAUCUUUGCUUAUCGGGAAAUCAACUCAGGUCGAUUGAUAUUGUGCCACCACAAUCGGUUACCAACAUUAAUCUCUCCUUGAAUAGAUUUACCAAGAUUCCCAUUCAACUAGCUAAUCUACAGAAUCUAAAGUACCUAAGUCUUGCCCAGAACAAACUUCGGACUGCCACUUUCCUGUUUCAAACUUCCAGUUUGGUAGUAUUUGAUCUUUCAUACAACAAUAUCCAGAAAAUUCAACUAUCAUUCCCUCGAAACAUCAAAACUAAUUUAAGGCUGAUUAGUUUAGGCUCGAAUGAGGUUUUUCAAUUCACAAUGAAAUCGAUAGGUCACGAUCAAAGUAAAGGAACCACGCACGACAAAUUGUUUGAAAUUGAUUUGUCCUUAAAUCAUAUAUCAGAAAAGAAUAUUUUUUCCUUAAUGGGCGAAAUACCACUGUCUACUCAAUGCUUGUGGUAUUACACAGACCUGAUAACUGAGCCCCAAUUUGGGACAGAGUUUGCAGUAAAUAGCUUCAGUGGUAGCUUCUUAGUGAAGAAACGAUGUGAGGUACCACCAAUGACCUGA